This is a messenger RNA of Salvelinus fontinalis (brook trout), 7119 nucleotides long. RefSeq names its product guanylate kinase 1a (gene guk1a). Lineage: Eukaryota; Metazoa; Chordata; Actinopteri; Salmoniformes; Salmonidae. Gene Ontology annotation, biological process: purine nucleotide metabolic process. The transcript is spliced from 7 exons. The coding region runs from base 3644 to 4243 and encodes 199 amino acids. Gene Ontology annotation, molecular function: GMP kinase activity. The record is from RefSeq and is a predicted model, not a curated record. Gene Ontology annotation, cellular component: cytosol.
AGGCCAUGCGCAUUGGUCAAUCCGUGUUCAAGGCAUUAUUCUGUCCCCAGGAAAUAUCACUUCUUAUUUACUGUAAAAUGUGGAUUCCAAAAUACUUUAAAUAUAAGGUCAGGUGUCUUUUACCUCAAAAAUAUGGCUCUUGAGAGGAAUGUUAUGACUUUUGAACACUUUUUCAGUGGAUGUAGGCGUUUUUGCCAUGUCCCCGGGUGUUAUUCAUCAACUUCCACGAGAAAUAUAAACCAUAAAAUAUUAAAUAUUUUUUGUUAUUUUAUAGUCCUAGUUAAAUUGUCUUUCAUCAAUAACGUUUUUUAAUAAUUAUUGUAUUUAUGAUUUUAUUUAAGAUUUUCUGAUAUCACUUUCCACCCUGUUAAUUUGUUGUUAAUCUCCGUUUAAGAAACAACCCCUUCCUAGAAUGACACCACAUUCAGGAAGUGUCAUCAUUUAUUUGGUGGGAAAACAAUGGUGCAAAGCUAAAUAAAUAUAAAUACUGUUUUAUCUGUUUUUAAAAUCGUGCUCAAAUGUUCACCAUUAUACUAGCUCAAUCUUGCUCACUCACAGAGCUAUGGCUAAUUUAGGCGCCACAUUCCCACUCUGUUAAAUUCCACCCAUUUAGGAUUAUGCAGCUAACAGGUUGAGAAAUACACCCCAGCAUUUUUUUAAGUGUCUGAGCUUGACCAACAUGUUUUUCUGAAAGUCAAACAUGUCCUUUUUCUGAUACAAUAUUAAAAAAUAUAUGCUUUCCCCCCAAAAGUAUGAGCUCCAAUAGGCACUGCAUUGUAGGAAUGACCCAGCUGUCUAAUUCUCUGUCCAUUUGUGUUGAAGUUGAAAUGUCUUGUUUACAUAAUCAUCAUCUAUCCUCUCCCACACAGCUAACAUGCUAGAUUUAGGCUAUAGCAGUAAGUGGUGCCUAAGUUAGGUAUCAAGUACAUUGCUCUAUUAUGGCUUGAUAUCUUAUCAACUUGGAUGUUUCUAGAAAGCUAUGAGUUAUUAUAGGGGACAAUAUGGGGAGAAAGGGAAAACUGAUUGUUAGGACAGAUUGGAUCUGGUUUGGCAGCUUUUGCCUUCUUACUGUUGAAUGGAGAAAAAAAAAAUCUAGCCUAAUUUUAACCGCAUAGGAUAGGGAUGGAAGACCUUUUUAGGUAAGAACCUUCUCAUGCAAUAUGCUUUAGAUCGGGGAUAGGCAACUUUGAUGGGGUGGCAGCCACAAAAAAUCUGAACUCAUCAUGGGGGGGCUGUAAUGGCUUGAUUGUCUGCUUACCCACAUCCAUACCCACACAUGCAUUCAGAGCAUGGUUGCUGAUAGGUGUAUAAAAUCGAGCACAGAGCCAUGCAAUCUCCAUAGACAAACACUGUCAGUAGAAUGGCCUUACUGAAGAGCUCAGUGACUUUCAACGUGGCACUGUCAUAGGAUGCAACCUUUCCAACAAGUCAGUUUGUAAAAUUUCUGCCCUGCUAGAGCUGCCCCGAUCAACUGUAAGUGCUGUUAUUGUGAAGUGGAAAUGUCUAGGAGCAAAUAUUGCUCAGCUGCAAAGUGAUAUGCCACACAAGCUCACAGAACGGGACCGGAGAGUGCUGUGCUUCCAACUUUGUGGCAACAGUUUGGUGAAGGCCCUUUCCUGUUUCAGCAUGACAAUACUCCCGUGCACAACGCGAAGUCCAUACAGAAAUGGUUUGUCAAGAUCGGUGUGGAAGAACUUGACUGGCCUGCACAGAACCCUGAUCUCAACCCCAUCGAACACCUUUUGGGAUGAAUUGGAAUGCUGACUGUGAGCCAGGCCUAAUAGCCCAACAUCAGUGCCCAACCUCACUAAUACUCUUGUGGCUGAAGUCCCUGCAGCAAUAUUCCAACAUCUAGUGGAAAACCUUCCCAGAAGAGCGGAGGCUGUUAUAGCAACUCCAUAGUAAUGCCCAUGAUUCUGGAAUGAGAUGUUCAACAAACUGGUGUCCACAUACUUUUGGACAUGUAGUGUAUCUUACCUGACUGAGCACUUUGUUAUCGUAGGCUGCAGCUGAUUAGAAAACACACUAAUCAGUAACAGCCUAAUUAAAUUAGGAGCCAACUGAAUUCACAUGAUGAAAGUUUGGUCACUGUCGGGUCAAGAUCGAUCACAUGCUGUGAAACAGUGGAAAGCAUAUAUAAGGGUUGACCUAAAGUAAACCUAAUGCAAAAUCUGUAAUGGCAUGCAGAACAAUGUUUCCUGUAACCAUUUCAAUUAGCCUUAUCCCUUGCCUGCAGUCAGCUCACAUGCACCUCGUUUUCUGUAACACGUGCUUUGUUUACACAGGCAGCCCAAUUCUGAUAUUUUUUUCACUAAUUUGUCCUUUGACCUAUCAGAUCUGAAAAAUAUCUGAUGGGAAAAGAUCUGAUGUGAUUGGGAAAAAGGCUAAGUAGUGGAAACAAUCUCAGAAUUGGGCUGCCUGUGGAGACGUAGCCUAUAGCCAAUUUUUCUGUCACAUUUGUAAAGUGUUGCCUUUAGAUGUUAGGCCAAGCCUAUAAGAUGUCCCUAUGUAUGGUGUCAUUGUAGACCCAAUUGUUUUGAGUAUUUGCUGUACAGGCUAACUUGUCACCUUCUCUUGAAUUGUACCAUUUCUGGCUGGUAUUCUGACUGUAAGGAAGAGAAAGUUAGAUCUGAACCUAGUGAGAAGUGGUUUCUCAUUUGACUGGAUGUAGCCUAAACCACUCUUAUAGUCUCUUUUUCUGUCCACAUGUUUUUGUGACAACAGUCUGACCCUCUGCAUCCCAGCGUCAAACCCAUGACUGAUUCUGACUUGGAAAGGAGCUGUGAAUUUGUUUGUGGUUUAAACAUUCAAGAGGCGGCAGAGAAUGAAUGCUUCUGUCACCUGCAGCUGUCAGGCUACACACACUGAGGUUUUUCCUUUUUUGCAGGGGGUGAGCUCAGGUCUGAUUAGCCUAUUACAAGAGAGAAUAAUUUUUAAAAUGGAAAUGAGCUUAUAUGGGAUCAUAGACUACAUGGCUAUUAUAACAAACUCCUUUUUUUGCAGACAACUCUAGUUCCUUUAAAUUAGCAUCUGUAGAUUUAUGAGGAGGCAGCAGCACUUAAGUAAAGUAUGACACAUCAUUCGCAUGGAGUUUCUUAUUUUUGGACAUCUAACCAACACAGCCUGUUUUAGGCUACUUACUUUUCAGUAAGUAGCCUAAAACAGUAUAGGCUAGCAAUAUAUAAAUUACAUGGUCGUUUAAGGUGCAAUGCUAUUUUGUGGAUUGAAGAGGCAUUUGUCAUUUAUGAGACAUGCCUUUUUAGGUCUAGUUAUGUUUGCAGUGUUUAAUAGUAAUGCAGUAGACUUUUGUAUGAUAAUUUCUCACCUGAGUUUAUUUCGUGUUUUGCAUGAUUCGUUUAUCAUUUCUGUAGACAACUGAAAGAAGCUGUCAAUAUCUAGGCUAUGUCACGAGCUGCUGGGCAGGGUUUAGGCUACUGUGUAACCUACUGAGCGGUGAUUGGAGGGAGCAGCGAUUUAGUUCCUUAUGUUUGUACAGUGCUCAGUCUGCUCCCACACACACACCACAUAGACUGACACACCCGGCUCCAGUAUAUAAUAGUGCUGCUCAGUCACUUGCCAAUCCAGUCCUCCCACAUCCUGCUGCUCUCCCUCACUCACACGUCUACUGAAAGUGACUGAAGCUAUGGCAGGACCCAGGCCAGUGGUGCUGAGUGGCCCGUCGGGGGCUGGGAAGAGCACGCUGCUCAAGAAGCUGCUCAAGGAGUACGAGGGCAUCUUUGGCUUCAGCGUCUCACACACAACAAGGAGCCCUCGUCCUGGUGAAGAGAAUGGUAAAGAUUAUCAUUAUGUUACAAGGGAGUAUAUGCAGGCCAGCAUCGACAAAGGGGAGUUCAUUGAGAGUGCAGUGUUUUCCGGGAACAUGUACGGGACGAGCAAGGCCUCCGUGCAGGCCGUCAAGGACAAGAACCUGAUCUGCGUCCUGGACAUCGACAUGCAGGGAGUGAGGGCGGUCAAGACAACAGACCUCAACCCCAUCUACAUCUUCAUCCAGCCUCCGUCCAUGAGCAUCCUGGAGAAACGUUUAAGAGACCGAGAGACUGAGUCAGAGGAGAGCCUCCAGAAACGUUUGCAUGCUGCUCAGGUGGACAUGGCGAUAAGCAAAGAUCCUGGCAUAUUUGACGUUGUCAUUGUCAAUGAUAGUCUUGACGAUGCCUAUGGGAAGUUGAAAGACACUCUUAUUGAGGAAAUCAAAAAAGUCCAGAAAACCAACUUGUCCUCUUAAGCGACGAGAAGCCUGACAUCCAUCCCAGCCAUCCUGGCCACUCCUUACAAAAUGUCAGCCCCUCUAUUCCAAUCCUGAACAUUCUGGCAGAUACUGGUGUGGGAAGGAACUCCAAACAACAUCCCUUGCACCUAACCACACCUUUUGAGUGUGCACUAAGAUCUAGCAUAUGUAUUUACAUAUUAGGAGGAUAUAGGUAGGUAUUAAGAUGGUAGAAGUGGACUAUUUUUGCUUUAUUUACUCAUUUGGCACAUUUUAGUUUUUUUAUCCACAAAGAAAAACACUCCAUUAAUGGUUAACCUGUGACUGAGAUGGUCCCUAAUAUGUUUUUUCUUCCAUGUUUACUGUAUACAGGAGUUUCUGCCAUUUUCUUUUUCUUCUGCACAUUUAGUAGUAUUGUAGCCCCAAAUCAUUAACUGUGUUCUCUCUGCUCUUCAACAACAGAAGGCCAUAAUAACAAGACUCAUUCCCACUAAUGGCAGUGUUGUAGUACUCGAGGCCACAUUGAGUGUCUCGGUCUUGUCUCAGUGUUGGAUACAUUUGUACUCGGUCUUAACUCAGUCUGGGACCAGCCGAGAUCAGCAGAGUAAAAAAACUCAUAAUUAUCAGCUUCCAUUCAGUCAGGGCAUAAAACUGCUUCUCCAGGCCAAAUAUAUACACUCCUUUCUUGAAACAUAAAUAUCUUAACAGCUUUUAUAUCUAGUAUAGACAUGUUUUCUCAGUGGUGAACCUAUUGGUCUUCAGUGUGUGACAGGUUAGUACAGUGGUGAACCCUAUAGGCCUUCAGUGUGUGACAGGUUAGUACAGUGGUGAACCUAUAGGUCUUCAGUGUGUGACAGGUUAGUACAGUGGUGAACCUAUAGGUCUUCAGUGUGUGACAGGUUAGUACAGUGGUGAACCUAUAGGUCUUCAGUGUGUGACAGGUUUGUGAUUCUGAAAGGACAGCAACCAUAAUACCAGCGCACUCAUGUAUGAGUGCACUUUUUGUAAAUCACAAUAUGUAGCAAGCUAAAAAACACGGAGCCUAACGUUAGCUAGAUAGCUACUCUAAAUAGCUGUUGACUGACUGACUUUUCCCCCCUCAUUGUUUUUCAGUGGCUAUACACAGCUAGAGAUGCAGGUAUCAUUUGGUUAGCUAGCAAGAACUUGAACAACUGCGUUCGCAAAUUCAUUCUGGCAAAUGGCUUGUUUGUUUAAAGGCCUACUGUGGCUCUGAUUGGCUAUAGCGCACCGGUCUGUGUAGACUCCGAUCCUGGAAAAGACAUGUUUUAUUUACUGCAGUGUCUAUUAAUGUCUAUUAAUUGUCCAAACACACGGCCGCUUUCCCACUCUAUAUUGCUAUGGAAUUUUCACAAAUGCCUUAGUAUACGUAAUUCCCAAACAUUCUAAGAAUUUAUGAAAACGUGAAAAUGACCAUAUCUAAGUGGCUGCUUGUCAGAUUUUUUUUUUGGGGGGGGGGGUGUAUAUGAACACAUUUUAAUAAGAUUUCAUGUUCGUAAAAUGCUAUCAGUUUCACUCUAUUUGCUCCGGUCUUGGUCUUGAAUUGGUCUUGCUUUACGUGGUCUCGAACACAACACUGACUAGUGGAUAAAUCAAUUUGUUCAGCAAGAGUAGACACUGGUAUGGUAUUUUCUGUUCAGCAGAAAUGUCCUUAAACCAGUUAGUGUGGUUGUACAGAGAUGCAUUGGUUGUCAUAAUGGCCACAGCAAGGUGCCAUAGCCAGAAAUGUGAAGAGGAGAAAAUCAAUGGUUAUAUAUUUUUUUAUGUUGUUGCCUUUUCAUUCUUUUUAAAAGAGGGAUUCUUGACCCAUAGUAGUUCGUCAACAUAGGGCAGCUAACAAACAAUCACAAGGCCAGGUGCUUGGGCACUAGCUAAGUACAGGCUAACUCUGGCUCUAAGAUAGUCACACAGGGAAGCACCAUACGUAUUACAGCUGAUCUCAGGAACUUACUGUAGCCUAGCUGCUGUUUGCUAAUGAUCCUAGUCAUCUUGUGUGUGAAAAUAUCUGUUUUCAAGUGUCCCUGUUUUACCAUACUGAUACAAUUAUAAUAAAGUACACUAUUCAUUCACUAAUAAAACAAAGGAUUGCCAUUUAGGAUUUACAAUCAUGAUGUUAACCUCUGUAUAACAAAGUUACACUUCUGGAGACCACAACUCACGGUGACGUAGUCUAACCUCUAAUAUAUAUAUAUAUAUAUUUUUUUUUGACAGUUGUAUUGUAAUGGUGUAAAACUUUUGUAUUGUAUGUUUAUUAUUUUACAAUCUCACCUAUAUUAUAAUAAUAUUCAGUUGGCCUUUUUUUGGAAAGAAAAUGUUUGAAUGAGAAUCAGAGUGAAUUAAUAUUAAAUAAAUGGAGCAAAUAUUGUCUCUGUCCUCAGGAAAAUAUAGAAAAGCUUAGAACCAAGCACACAGAGCAUCUGCUUUACUUGAAACUGGUUACAUUGAAUUCCACAAAACCUCUUUGUUCAAGGCAGCCUUCCAAAAAGCCUGCACUUAUUUAUUUUAAGUUUGUAGUUGAACAUGUUUUCCAUUCAGAACCCAAAUUCAGUUCAUUGGUAACUAAUAUGACAUACUCUGGCCCAUGACUCUUAAACUCCAUCGCUUCUUGUCCUCUGUAUUUGAUCUCCCUUUGAAUAAAACAUUCCUUCCUUUGCACAAAUUACUUAUUGAAAUAUAUUUAUUUAACUUUUUCACUGAACAGCUUUUUAAUGGUGCAAAUGUUAUACCACUGCUUUGAAUGUGUCAUCUUUGGCCAAAUAUUGACAAUUUACCCAGCCUUCAACGAGUCCUUGUUCUUUAAUAUGUAUUUCUAGUAGUAACAUUUUAUGUAUUUCACAAGUGUAGUCAAGUAAAUUAAUAAAACUGUCUUGCCUGGA